AUGCCUUUCCUGAAGAGAUGCGUGCUCGUCGUCAAUAACCGCAGCGGUAGUCGGCACGCCGUGCAGACUUUCGCCAGCACUCUGAAAGGGUACCUCAACCGCGCCGGGAUUGUGCACCACGACGUGCACAUCCCGAACGAUGAUGUUGCAGAGCAGUUGCAGCGGGCGUUGCCGCAGGCGGAGGGCCUGGUUCUCUGCGGCGGAGACGGUACGGUGAACAGUGCUCUAAAUCUUAUUGCGGCCAUGACAUCCUCAGGCACAGGGCCAAGCACAGCAGUGUCGCUGCCGUCGGUGCUGGAGUCUGUGCCGUUGCUUUUGGUACCCACCGGCUUGCACAACUCCAUCGCCACUUCGCUCGGUGUUACCUCAGUGGAGCGCGCGGUUUCGAGUCUCGUGGUGGGCCGCACCGUUCGUGUUCCAUUGUGGGCCGUGCACCUGCAUCAUCCACACUCGCCUUCCAGGGCGCUUCCAGUACGCUACAUGUGCUCCUAUAUUGCCACCGGCACCUAUGCGGCGUCGGUGCAGCGGCACAGCAACUGGAAGAGGGUGCAGGAGGAGUACGUUUCCAUGCCCGCCGCACUCGGAUGCUUUACCGCCACAGCACUGUUCACCACGAUCGAGCACGCGCCUCCUGACUCGACGGCAGUACUGACGCACAUCAACAAGGACACCGCCUCCUCCAGUGUUGGUCCGCUGCGUCUCCUCGUUGCAUCGCAGAUGCCGCAGCUGCAGCCCGGCUACUCCCUCACCCCCGCGGCCACGUACCAUCGGCGGCAACUUACCGUGACCACGGCCACAGCCGAGGCAACCCGCAUGCGGAUGUGGCAUCUUUUGCACCGAGAGGCGAGGGAAGGCGAUAUUCUUGCCGAGGACGGCGUCGCGAUGCAGGAGCGGGUGCGCGACUUGCGCAUCGACUUCCAUGCUGCGUCACAGCUCCCCGACGUCGCAACACGCUCGACCCAGCCACCGGAGAACGAUGGGGAUGAGGGGAGGCGGGGAUCGGCGCUGCUGGUGGUCGACGGCGAGUCUGUGCAGGUGCCUACCGGUUCCUCGGUCACUGUGACGCCGACGGAGCUGUCGGCGCAGUUGAUUGUAAGCUAG
Messenger RNA from Leishmania mexicana MHOM/GT/2001/U1103, 1101 nucleotides. RefSeq lists its product as hypothetical. The transcript has a single exon. NCBI's taxonomy places the organism in Eukaryota, Euglenozoa, Kinetoplastea, Trypanosomatida, Trypanosomatidae. The record is from RefSeq and is a predicted model, not a curated record. Gene Ontology annotation, biological process: sphingosine biosynthetic process. Gene Ontology annotation, molecular function: kinase activity. Bases 1 to 1101 code for a protein of 366 amino acids. Gene Ontology annotation, cellular component: intracellular membrane-bounded organelle; membrane; cytoplasm.